AUGGAGAAUGCCAACGACGAGUACCCCGCCAACCUAGUUUCGGUGCAUACCAACACGUCGUGUACCAUUCCUUCGACCAUCUCGGGCCAGUCGGGCACCGUCGCGUAUUCAAACUGCUCGGCCUUCGUGCCGUCGAACCCAGGCUGUCGAGUCGAGACCAACGGCACGUCGACCCCUACCUGGGGACGCGCAUUGAACCGCGCCGGCGGCGGGCUCAUUGCCAUGGAGCGCUCCUUCGGCACCACAGGCAAGGGCGUGCGCGUCUGGUACUUCCCCAACAACAAGCCGUCCUCGAUCCCCUCGGACCUCUCCGCCUCGAGCACCGCCGUAAGCACUGAUACCUGGCCCACCCCCAACGCCUACCUCCCCAUCUCGUCGUGCUACGCCGACUUUGCCCCGCACAAGAUCAUCUUCGACAUCACCCUCUGCGGAGACUGGGCGGGCAACACAUACAACCAGAGCGGCUGCAACGCCCAGUACCCCGCCUGCAGCUACCAGGUCGGCUACAACGGCUCGAGCUUCAACCAGUCCUACUGGUCCGUUGAGUCGCUGCGCCUGUACACCAACGGUGGUGGCUCCGCUAACGCUGCCGUCUCGCCGCAGAGUGCUAGCUCACAGCAGAGCACGAAGAGCGCCCAGAGCGCCCAGAGCGCAAAGUCGGCCGCGGUCAAGAUGGCGGUGAUGAGGCCCGCAACGCUGGUUGCUGCUGCUGCGACCGCUGUGGCGGCGGUGCUGGCUUCAGUUGCGUUUGCCACUGUGCUCUAG
Molecule: messenger RNA, 765 nt
Organism: Sporisorium graminicola
Lineage: Eukaryota; Fungi; Basidiomycota; Ustilaginomycetes; Ustilaginales; Ustilaginaceae
Exons: 1
Coding region: 1-765 (254 amino acids)
Source: RefSeq, a predicted model, not a curated record